AUGGAUGAGAUUGGAAAUCGAAACAAAAAAAUUUCUCUUAUUAAUUUAAAAGAUUAUUCAAGAACAAAUUCUCAUUUUAAUUCUCGAGCAAAAUCAUCUGAAGAUCUUUUAACAAAUAAGAAAAGUAAAUGUGAAGAAAAUCAAUCAAUAUUUAUUGAUUAUUCAUUUAUUAAUCAAACAAAUUUAUCUAAUAAAGAAGACAAUUCCAAUCAAUAUGAUGAUAAUUCGAUAUUAAAUCUUCCUUAUUAUUAUGAUAAUAUUGAUCGUGAAAAAAGUGAAUCAAUUCUUCGAUUAAUAAAUCGUCCAGGAUGUUUUUUAAUUCGUAAACAUCAAUAUAGUUGUUCAUCUUUAAUUGAAAGUCCAUAUGUUUUAUCAAUAAUAUGUCCUUCAUUAAAAAUUGUUCAUUAUUUAUUAUAUAGAAUAAACGAGAAAUUAUUCAUUAAACCAUAUUCACAAGAAUUUUAUCAUUCAGUUAAAGAUUUAGUUAAUAUACAUAAACGAAAUCCAGGUAUAUUACCUUGUAAACUUUUAGAAUAUCCAAUACGUCUUUCAUUAAAUAAUAAUGAUGAUACAUCUUUAUCAUCAUCAUCAUCUUCUUGUUCAUCAUCUUCAUCUUCAUUUAUUAUUGAUAAAAAUAAAUUAAUUCGUCAAGAAAUUAUUGGUCGAGGUCAUUUUGGUAUUGUUUAUAAAGGAUUAUAUAAUGGAGAAACACAUGUAGCUUUAAAAACAUUUUCAAUUUCAUGUAUUUUAUCAUCAGAUGAACGUGAAUCAAAUAUAUUAAAUGAAGCACGAACAAUGAUGUAUCUUAGUCAUCCAUAUUUAGUUCAUUUAUAUGGAAUAACACGUUAUGAUAAUCAACUUUGUUUAGUAACUGAAUAUAUAUCAGAUGGAUGUCUUCUCUUUUGGCUUCAACAACAACAACAAAAACAAUUAUCAUUAACAUCACAAUUUCGUCAUCGUCUUGUUAAUUUUUCUUUUCAAAUUUGUGAUGCUAUGACUUAUUUAGAAUCAAAAUCAAUUAUUCAUAGAGAUUUAGCUGCAAGAAAUUGUCUUAUUGAUGAUGAAGCUAAUAUUGUUAAAGUUGGAGAUUUUGGUAUGGCAAGAUUAAUUCCAUCAUCAUCAUCAUCAUCUGAUAUUUAUGAAGGAAGAUGUGAUACACCAUUUCCACUUCGAUGGUCUUCUCCUGAAGUUUUACUCUAUAGAGAAUAUAGUUCGAAAUCUGAUGUUUGGUCUUAUGGAAUACUUCUUUGGGAAAUUUAUUCACUUGGUAAACUUCCUUAUGGUGAAGUUAAUUCAAAUGAUCUUGUUACUCAAUUAAUUAAAUCAGGUCAUAUGCUUAGUAAACCUUCGUUAGCAAAUCAACUUAUAUAUACACAAAUUAUUUCACCAUGUUGGACAUUAAAACCUAAUGAACGACCAGCAUUUAUUACUAUUAAAGAAACUCUUAAUAGAAUUCUUAUUCUUUUGACUAGACCGAAGCCAUUUAAUUGA
This is a messenger RNA of Adineta steineri, 1491 nucleotides long. NCBI's taxonomy places the organism in Eukaryota, Metazoa, Rotifera, Eurotatoria, Adinetida, Adinetidae. The record is from the annotation of a GenBank genome assembly.